AUGACACCAAGCAGUGCAACACUCUCUGACCACACGGUGAGUGUGGUGGGUUUUUCUGGGAUUCCAAUGACUCUGCCACUUUCACACCCGGCUCUGACCAAGCUGGGAAAACAGACUUUGAAGCACAGAUACUUGAUCUCUCCACAAGUGCCUGUGAAUCUGAUGGGCAGGAACCUGCUCAUUAAACUGGGAGUUGCUAUUAUGUGUUCUGCAGAUGGACUAACUGUGACUCUACCAGGAGGAACACAGCUUGCGUGCCUGGGAGCAACCUCAAAGAACCAAUAUUUGGUUCAAGACUGUGAGCCAGCCACCGCUGACAUUUACUGGGGGUGGCUGAUAGAAGACGGCAUUCUGAGACAAUAUCAACUGUGGAGACCCUGGAUUAUGAGUCUCGCUGUGUAUUCCCCGCCUCGUGAUCCCUACCACGUCACUCUGUUUUAUGAUAGAGAAGAUGAUGACGUAUACUGGGAACAGUUCGAGUCUGAGCUUGAAGGACCUAUGGAUGUAGGCCUAGCUAGCUGUUCGCCUGUGCUGUUCCAGCUGAAGACAGAAGCGCCAAUUAACAGACCACAGUACAGACAUAAACCGGAAGCAGAGGAAGGAAUUGCAGAAACAAUUGAUGGGCUGCUGAAGUGGAAGAGGGCAGGCUUCAGAACGGCAACAAAUGCUCCCAUUCCCCAUAAGAAGGAAAUGGAGGAACUGGAAAAGGCUCUGGACGACCCAGACGAGCCAGUGGCAAAGCCAGAAGCAGGUAAGUUCCUCCUGCCCAAGAGGCCAGGGGAAGAGAUUGUGAUUGAUUUCACAGACAUGAUUGAUGCAGGGCUUGGAGGAGUCAGGUACUUGUUGGUGUGUGUGGAUGCUCUGACUGGCUGGCCAGAAGCAUGGGCUACUAAAAGGGAGGAUGCUAAAAGUGUGAUUAAGUGUUUGAUCAAUGACUAUAUACCUAGGCAUGGGUUCCCCAAAAGAAUUAGAUCAGACAAUGGGACCCAUUUUAAGAACCAAGACCUAGCAGAGGUGGAAAGGAUGUUGGGGGUCCAACAUAAGUUUGGGACAGUGUAUCACCCUCAAUCUCAAGGGAAAAAAGUAGAAAGAAUGAACCCAAAUUUGAAAAACAAAUUGGCUAAAAUCUGUGCACAGACGGGGCUCAAUUGGGUUACAGCCCUGCCAAUUGCUCUGAUGACCAUAAGAUGUUCUGUUAACCAAUCCACAGGUUUCACGCCCUACGAGCUGCUAACAGGGAGUCAGUUUCCGGCACCCUGGACAGAAGUCCUGGUUACCUCUGGAAGACCCACGGCAGACGGAGGGGUCCCAGAUGUGAAAGCAGUGUGGCUGAAGGUCAUUAAACGCAAGUGGAAAGAGCCCGCUGGACCGGUCCAUACGAGACCGCCCCACGAGACUUGUCUGAACACGGAUGCCAUUGCAGCCCAGCGCUACCAGAGAGACUUUUUAUUGAAACAGGACCUCCAGGGAUCCAUUGGUCAGUGGGAGUAUACACAGCAGGGGAAUGGUGUUCCUGGGAAAACGUGGUCCAUUGAACACUCUGUCCCGAACCAAUAG
Molecule: messenger RNA, 1557 nt
Organism: Pundamilia nyererei
Lineage: Eukaryota; Metazoa; Chordata; Actinopteri; Cichliformes; Cichlidae
Exons: 9
Coding region: 1-1557 (518 amino acids)
Biological process (GO): DNA integration
Molecular function (GO): nucleic acid binding
Source: RefSeq, a predicted model, not a curated record